Messenger RNA from Rhinolophus ferrumequinum (greater horseshoe bat), 1996 nucleotides. RefSeq names its product TNF alpha induced protein 1 (gene TNFAIP1). Gene Ontology annotation, cellular component: Cul3-RING ubiquitin ligase complex. NCBI's taxonomy places the organism in Eukaryota, Metazoa, Chordata, Mammalia, Chiroptera, Rhinolophidae. Gene Ontology annotation, biological process: negative regulation of Rho protein signal transduction; proteasome-mediated ubiquitin-dependent protein catabolic process; protein homooligomerization. Gene Ontology annotation, molecular function: protein binding; ubiquitin-protein transferase activity. Bases 319 to 1269 code for a protein of 316 amino acids. The record is from RefSeq and is a predicted model, not a curated record. The transcript is spliced from 7 exons.
UCUGCCCUGAUUGGGUGCUGGGCUUGCUUGGCCUUAUAAUCUCAGGAUCGUAGGCUGGCCCGGCUGGGCGGUAACUCAAGGCGGAGUCCGCGGUCGGAGGGUGUGAGUGCACAGCCCGGGAUUGCUGGCAGGCUGGGGCCACAGCCUAGGGGCGGCACGGUUUCGGCUUGCAACCAAGCUGAGAGGAGAGGCGCCCCCAGGGACGCACUGAGAGUAUGAGGCUCUGGCCUCCGCUGGCCACUCACUCGUGACCCUUCCACCACGGCGGAGCCUUCCAAGCCAACCUCCUGCCGUGUGGUGAUCUACCUGCAGCGGGAGAUGUCGGGGGAUACCUGUCUGUGCCCAGCCUCAGGGGCCAAACCCAAGCUGAGUGGCUUCAAGGGAGGAAGCCUGGGCAACAAAUACGUGCAGCUCAAUGUGGGCGGUUCCCUGUACUACACCACCGUGCGGGCGCUAACCAGGCACGACACCAUGCUGAAGGCCAUGUUCAGUGGACGCAUGGAGGUGCUGACUGACAAAGAAGGCUGGAUCCUCAUAGAUCGAUGUGGAAAGCACUUUGGCACCAUUUUGAAUUACCUCCGCGAUGACACCAUCAUCCUCCCUCAAAACCGGCAAGAAAUCAAGGAAUUGAUGGCUGAAGCGAAAUAUUACCUCAUUCAGGGGCUGGUGAACAUGUGCCAGACCGCCCUGCAGGACAAGAAGGAUUCCUACCAGCCUGUGUGCAACAUCCCUGUCAUCACAUCCCUGAAGGAGGAGGAGAGGCUCAUCGAAGCUUCCACCAAGCCCGUGGUGAAGCUGCUAUACAAUAGAAGCAACAACAAGUAUUCCUACACCAGCAACUCCGAUGACCACCUACUGAAAAACAUCGAACUGUUUGACAAGCUCUCCCUGCGCUUCAAUGGCCGCGUGCUCUUCAUCAAGGACGUCAUCGGCGAUGAGAUCUGCUGCUGGUCCUUCUAUGGGCAGGGCCGUAAGCUGGCAGAGGUGUGCUGCACCUCCAUUGUGUAUGCCACGGAGAAGAAGCAGACUAAGGUGGAAUUCCCGGAGGCCCGAAUCUAUGAGGAGACACUCAAUGUCCUCCUCUACGAGACCCCCCGAGUCCCUGACAACUCCCUGUUGGAGGCCACCAGCCGUAGCCGCAGCCAGGCUUCCCCCAGUGAAGACGAGGAGACCUUGGACCUGCGUGACCGUGUCCGCCGCAUCCAUGUCAAGCGCUACAGCACUUACGAUGACCGGCAGCUCGGCCACCAGUCUGCCCAUCGCGACUGACAAGACCCUCAGGGAGUCAGGGCACAGGACACCCUGUCUCCCCUCCUGUGGAACCCCACCCCAUGGGCCACCCCACGCUGCUGCUGGCUGGGUCUCUGCUCCAACACCCAGAGGCAUGGCAGGCCUUGCCUGGGAGGUCAGAGGGCCUGAGCAGGGGAGGGACCACAUUCCUUUGCCUGGCUCCCUGAGCACGUCAAGAUGACUGAAUCCUGGCUCCUUUGCUCCGCGUCUCCCUGCCUGCCUGACAGGGAGCAUUGUGCCCCCGGGGUGAGUGGACCGACCGGCCCACCUCCUGCUAAGAACAUUCCCCUUGGCCCUCUGCUCUGCUGAAGGGCUACUUUUAGGCCUCAGUGGAGGCCCAUGGAGAAUGGGUUCAUUCUGUGGAGGUGGCUGCCGGUGCUAUGGAGGUGCAGUUUCUUAGAGGGUGGGGCUCCUUUCGUUCCUAAGGUGUUUAAGCACAGGCUUAGUGAGUUUGUUUUAAAUAAUCUAGGAAACGAAUAGUUAUAGGUCUAAUGAGAAGACUGGGUAUUCCUGCUAUCCCUCCAGGGUGCCAACAACCUGGGUCAGGCAGAACCCCGGGCCCUUCUCGAUGCCUUUGGGAUCUAUUUCUUUAAAGCACUUUGUACUUUUGUUCAGGAGAUUUGUAUUCCCUGACCCACGUUGUCUUUUUCUGAUCCUAAUAACCCCCUCUUCCCUGCAGAAUCAAUCUGAGGGAGGGGAUGAAAGA